Molecule: messenger RNA, 1563 nt
Organism: Onychostoma macrolepis
Lineage: Eukaryota; Metazoa; Chordata; Actinopteri; Cypriniformes; Cyprinidae
Product: claudin-4-like
Exons: 3
Coding region: 20-1162 (380 amino acids)
Biological process (GO): bicellular tight junction assembly; cell adhesion
Cellular component (GO): plasma membrane; bicellular tight junction
Molecular function (GO): structural molecule activity
Source: RefSeq, a predicted model, not a curated record
AACAGAGGAGCGACGUGCGAUGGCUUCAGCCGGCCUGGAGAUCCUGGGGAUGAUCCUGACCGUGGCUGGAUGGCUCGGCGUGAUGGUGGCCUGCUGUCUGCCCAUGUGGAGAGUGGCAGCAUACAUAGGCCAGAACAUCGUCAUCACGCAGAUCGUGUGGGAAGGUUUGUGGAUGAGCUGCGUGGUGCAGAGCACAGGACAGAUGCACUGCCGAGUCUACGACUCCAUGCUGGGGCUCUCCGACGACCUGCAGGCGGCGCGAGCUCUGACUGUCGUGAGCACGCUGCUCGGUGUGCUGGGCACAGCUCUGGCUGUGGCUGGGGCGAAGUGCACCAACUGCACAUCAGAUGCAGCUAACAAGCCGCGCAUUAUGCUGGCAGCCGGUGUGACGUUUAUAACAUGUGGGCUGCUGUUGCUAGUGGCCGUCUGUUGGACGGCUAACGGCAUCAUCCUGGAUUUCCACAACCCUCUUCUAGAGGAGACGCAGAAGAGGGAUUUGUUCUUAAUGGCAGCUCUGGGGUUGGAGAUACUUGGGGUCACCCUAGCUGUGUUCGGUUGGAUUGUAGGCAUCGUGUCUUGCGCUUUGCCCAUGUGGAAGGUCACGGCUUUCAUCGGGGUGAACAUCGUAACGGCACAGACCAUAUGGGAGGGAAUCUGGAUGAACUGUGUGGUGCAAAGCACUGGCCAGAUGCAGUGCAAGGUCUACGACUCCAUGCUGGCUCUCAGCUCAGACCUGCAGGCGGCUAGGGCUCUGUGUGUGAUUGCUAUUGUGAUGGGAGUACUGGGACUGCUGCUCUCCAUUAUGGGAGCCAAGUGCACUAAAUGCCUAGAGGAGGAGCGGGCCAAAUCCAGAGUCAUGAUUGCCGCUGGAGUCACCUUCAUCUGCGCUGCGGUCAUGCACAUGAUUCCUGUGUGCUGGUCUGCUCACAGUAUCAUCAGAUCCUUCUACAACCCCGUAAUCAUAGAGGCACAAAAGAGGGAGAUAGGUGCGUCUCUUUACCUGGGAUGGGCAUCUAGUGCCCUUUUGCUGAUUGGAGGGGGGAUUCUGUGCUGCAGCUGCCCCCCGCGGGAGGAGAAUAGGUACGGUCCCCCCAGCAGGAUGGUUUACUCCGCUGCACGGUCUGUACCGCCCGCUGGCUUUGACAAACGAGACUAUGUGUGAACAAACUUACUCUUUUUGUGUUGCUGCUCUGUUCAUAUGUGUCCUGAACAGAGAACGUGAUGAUAUAGCACAAGACAGUGUGUGUUUCUGUACAGUGAGUUCUGCUGUUUUGCCAUUUCUUUUGUUACCAAGUUUAUGCAAGCAGUUCUGAAGAAUUGCAAGUAUUAUAUUAUUGCUAAAAAUAAGCACAUGAAAAAGUAUGUUCAUGCGUAAAUUGAUAUUGAGGUUGUCCUUUUUAGCACUGUUACCAAUAAUUAAAAUUUCAGUGUUUUAGUAUGUUUUUUUGCAAACUUUUAAUUACAUGCAUUUAUAUGAUGUAUAAGUUCAUAUUAUGUAAAGACUUGUAGUCUAAAUGUGCCACAUUAACCUUAAAACACAUUCAUUAAAAAAAUACUAAUUAA